This is a messenger RNA of Chroicocephalus ridibundus (black-headed gull), 4937 nucleotides long. RefSeq names its product paired box 2 (gene PAX2). The record is from RefSeq and is a predicted model, not a curated record. The coding region runs from base 181 to 1998 and encodes 605 amino acids. The transcript is spliced from 16 exons. Lineage: Eukaryota; Metazoa; Chordata; Aves; Charadriiformes; Laridae. Gene Ontology annotation, biological process: anatomical structure development; regulation of transcription by RNA polymerase II. Gene Ontology annotation, molecular function: DNA-binding transcription factor activity, RNA polymerase II-specific; RNA polymerase II cis-regulatory region sequence-specific DNA binding.
GUCGGAGGAAUCUGGUGCGUGUGUGAGGGUUAGCUGGACUUAUUUAAACAUCUCUCCGUGGAAGGAGGUUUCAGAGCGGCAGGAGCGUGCGGCGGCGAGCGGGGCUCCGGCUGCAGCGAGUCACGAAGUCUUUACCAAAACGCGGCGGUAGGAGCAAGGAAGAGACGAGUGGACAGAUAAAUGGAUGGACGGAUGGAUGGGCAGAUAGAUAAUCUCUCAGAAGCACAAAGCCAGGCGCUCACAGGGGCAGACUUCACAGGACUGCCUUCCGCCGCCUCCAAAGACCCCCCCCCAGCCCCUCUCCUCCCCGGCUGCACAGCCCUGCUACACUGGAGCAGAUCUCGAAAGUCAGCGGGGGAAAGCAAGACACCCAAGCGGGGAGGAGAGAAGCGAAGAAAAGGCCGCGGCGGAUCUACUGGUUUGCAGCCGUCCCGGGGAGACGGGCCAUUAGGCAGAGGAGCCAUGGCUCAAAGCUCAGGGAGAGCAGUCUUGAAGUUGAGUUUUAGAGGCGACACGGCGGCUUCAGCCGAUUUCUUCCCCUUCCUUUGCCUCCCCAUGGAUAUGCACUGCAAGGCAGACCCCUUCUCAGCAAUGCACCCAGGGCACGGGGGUGUGAACCAGCUCGGGGGGGUGUUUGUGAACGGCAGGCCCCUACCUGACGUGGUGAGACAAAGGAUAGUGGAGCUGGCUCACCAGGGGGUGCGACCCUGUGACAUUUCCAGGCAGCUGCGGGUCAGCCACGGUUGUGUCAGCAAGAUCCUGGGCAGGUAUUACGAGACGGGGAGCAUCAAGCCCGGCGUGAUCGGCGGCUCCAAACCCAAAGUGGCGACCCCCAAAGUAGUGGAUAAAAUCGCCGAGUACAAGAGACAAAACCCGACAAUGUUCGCCUGGGAGAUCCGGGACAGGCUACUGGCCGAGGGCAUCUGCGACAACGACACGGUCCCCAGCGUCUCCUCCAUAAACAGGAUCAUCAGAACCAAAGUUCAGCAACCUUUUCACCCAACACCAGACGGGAGCGGGACAGGUGUGACUGCACCAGGACAUACUAUCGUGCCCAGCACAGCAUCCCCUCCCGUCUCCAGUGCCUCCAAUGAUCCAGUGGGCUCUUACUCCAUUAACGGGAUCCUGGGGAUUCCUCGGUCGAAUGGCGAGAAGAGGAAACGUGAUGAAGAUGUAUCCGAGGGCUCAGUUCCCAACGGAGAUUCCCAGAGCAGCGUGGACAGUUUGCGGAAGCACCUUCGUGGCGACACUUUCACCCAGCAGCAGCUGGAAGCUUUAGAUCGAGUUUUUGAGCGUCCUUCUUACCCUGACGUCUUUCAAACAUCAGAGCACAUCAAAUCUGAGCAGGGUAAUGAGUACUCCCUCCCAGCUCUGACCCCUGGUCUCGAUGAAGUCAAAUCAAGUCUAUCCACCUCUGCUAACCCAGACCUGGGGACAAAUGUGUCAGGACCCCAGACGUACCCUGUGGUGACCGGUGUUCAAAUACAGGACUCUAUUACUGCUGACCCAACAACAGUGGGUGUUCUGGAGUACCCAUGCUUUAGUAUAAAGCAAGAGCCUCAUGGAGCCUCUCUCACCCCUUUCACCCCCACCACGCCGGUCGGCUCUGGGCAGGCUGAUCUUCAGCCCUUCCACAUGGCCCUUUCAGACGAUGCGUCCACGCCUUGCUACAGUGCCUUCCUUCAUCAUGGUGCCCACUUUGGGCAGUCCAGCAGCCAGCCUCUGAUAGCAGGUCGUGAUAUGGCAAGCACCACCUUGCCCGGCUACCCACCCCAUGUUCCCCCAACUGGACAAGGCAGCUACCCAACCUCAACUCUUGCAGGAAUGGUUCCUGGGAGCGAGUUCUCAGGGAACCCCUACAGCCACCCUCAGUACACGACCUACAACGAGGCCUGGCGGUUCAGCAACCCUGCAUUACUAAGUUCCCCUUAUUAUUAUAGUGCCACAUCCCGGGGCUCCGCACCUCCCACUGCUGCCGCUGCCUAUGACCGCCACUAGUUACCAUGGAAACCACAUGAAACUGCAGGGCGACAGCUUAGGCCUCCACAUUGUACCUGUCUGAUCACCUCCCUCCAUCCCUGGGAAGGGUGAAGAGACCUUCUCCGUUCUUCCCCACAGUCCAGUUCCUUCCUCUUCGCCACGAAGGCGCCGGACCAAGCGCUCACCACUUGAGACUGAGACCCCCCUGCCCUCCCCCUGUCCUCCGCCCCCACCGCUCCCCCCACACCGGGAAGAGCCUGUGGCCAACUGGCCUCUCCUGCGGGAGCCCUCCACCGCGCCUGGGCAAAGCUCAGCCACGAGAAGUCCCCUUGGCUUCCAGGACUUCGGGGGGACUGGGAAGCAAUGCAGCUGGCAACCAUUGCCUUACAGGACCCCCUUCUUCUGGGAGCGGUAAGGGCCAGGGGAAGCAGGGGAGAACCAACGCUCAUGAAACACUGUUCCCCAAAGAUAUGUUCUUCUGUGGUGGACUCUUCAACAUGGGUAACACCUGUGACGCUCACCCUGUUUGCCAGGACAGAGGGAACAGCCUGGCUAGAGCAGAGAUGGCAGUACAGAGACCUGGCCCAUCUGUCAAUGGAGAAAAGGACCAAGUAGCUAUCUGCACCCCACGAGGGGUUCUCUGUGCACCUCAUCCCCACUCUCCAGCGUGGCUUCCCCCAUAGUUGGUUGCACCCCUACGCGUGGUGACUUUGCAGGCCAGAGUUGGGAGGCACCUCACACAUACACCCACAAUUUCUGUGACACACAAUCAGCUCAGACAGGAGGAUGGAGCAACAUUUACAAACCAACCGACGAAAUGAAGAAAUAUAUAAAUAGAUAUAUAAAUAUAACUGUGUUUUUAUGCUUUGUCAUGAAGGUCUGUAAAAAGGAAAAAAAAAAAGAACAAAUCCCCAAUUUUCUAAAAAACCCAAGCAAACAAAAACAACAAAAAAACCAAAAUAAUAAUUAAAAAACCCUACAAAAAUAAAACUCCAAGUCCCAUCCCUCCCCGCCACCUGAAUGGCAGACGAGUUCCUCUGACGUUUGAUGCUCCUCUUUCACUCUAGGGUUUUGUUUCCUUUCUGUUUUGCACUACAAUGGGAUGGUGGUAUUGGAGAGGAUUGGAUGCCAGCUCCACCCCUGUCGCCUCCUCCUCCUCCCCCUUUCCCAAAUCCUGUCUCUGGGGAGCAGUGUGGACAAGUCACAUCUGACAAAGUUACCAAACACAUCAGUCGACAAAAAAGCACUGAGUCAACAAACGUUUUCCAUGUCACUGGUUGGCAAACAAAGAAAACAAGCCCAGCUGCGCUCUAACUGCGCUGCGUGGUGGAAAGGAAAGUGUGGGGCUUCAUGUGGGCCCAUCUGAUUGCCCUCCGGACAGCUGAGACUGAGAUGGACAAAUUCAGGAUUGGCUGGGAUUAUUGCUUGGUUCCCUAGCCCUUAGCCGCCGCUCCUUUUACCUUAACCCCUCUACCCAUGACGACUUCAGUUCACCCACAUCCCAACUUUCGCAAUUUUAGAUAUGUCCAACACCCAUUCUCCAGAUCCCCACAGCCGGUGACAACAGCCUCAUUAUCUGUCCCCAACACCCAAUUUCCUAACCACUACAGCCUUGCUAUAUGGGCCCCCUUUGAUCCCCAGUCCAUCUGCUCAUACACCUACUAAUUUAUAGGCCUCUAUUCAAAUCCUUACGCCUGCAUCCUACCAGCCAGUCCCAACAUAAAGCCCCAUCUUUUCAUCUUCAAUCCUAUAUUGUGCACCCUAAUAUUCACCCCUUAUCCCAAAUGCUCACCUGAUGAUUCUCUACUCUUUUUGGUUCCCAAGUGACUGGCAAACACUGUUCUGCAAAAGGCUAACUGUCAAUAGAAAUGCUUAUUACUCCUGUAUCGUCAGCAAACUCAUAAACUGUUCCUUGCACUGACACUUCCUAAAAAAUACUCAAAGAAAACAUGAAGGCAGCUAUAGCCUGUCCCCAGGGCAUCAAGUCUGCCAAAAUAGAUCCUUGUUGUUUUAGAGAGGUUUCAGAUAAAACUCGUGGGCUACUGUCCAUGGACAAAGACAGGAUUGAGAGUCAAACCCCCAAAGGGCAUAAAAGUGAACAGCGGAGCAAUCUGUACAGCCAACAUUAUGUAUAAAAUCCAGAGCCCCCAGCCUCAGAGGAGAUGUGGUUGUGGACUCGGUAUUCUGUCUACAAUUUUAACUUGUAUGUAUGAAAUCCAUCAUCAGUAAACAGCUGUGUUGAUCCCAAAGGCCCCUUUCACCUAACACUUUUAGCCCUUGCAUGGCUCUAGCUGAUUAUAGGUCUGUGUCUUCUUUAAUGGGAUGCCCAAAUGAUAAGGGUAUUGGGAGGGGGGGGGAUCUUUACAUAGAAGAUAUAGAGCUAAAAUCUGUUCCUGUACAGAAUAAAAUCAAAGAGGUUACUCCUGAUCUAUUAAAAGUGUUAUUCCGCAUGUCUUACCUCUGAGUAACCUGCUGCAAAUACCAGAGUUGUUACACUGUCACCGAGACCAGAAUUUGGCCUGUUAUCUCAUUUUAUUCUAUAUGAGAAGAAAAUUCAGAGUAAUUUCUAAAAAUUUACUUUCACCACUCCUUCAGUUUUCCUCCAUGGACACUGGAUAGAUGCUGGACCCUCUUAGUAGUCUCUCUUUUAGUCUCCCGGUCCAGCCUUUGCUCUAUUUAUGCACCACCCAGUUUCACUCAGCAGGUGGUCGGGGCGGAGGCGGUAAAUCCCAGGACCAGCAAGGGGAACCUCCCGAGGAGGCUAGAGAAAAGGAGACUGUCACGCCUCACACUUGGCAACCUGCAUCCCAGGGGCCACCUCAAGAGAAGCUAGCAGCUCAGAAAUGCUUAGUUUUAUAAUGGUGUUUCACUAAACUUGAGACACGAGCUAGGGUAUGAAAGCAGGAUUUGGUUGGCUCACUCAUGGCUGGCUUGAUUUGACCCUCGAGGGACAAAUC